This is a messenger RNA of Homalodisca vitripennis (glassy-winged sharpshooter), 288 nucleotides long. RefSeq lists its product as uncharacterized. The transcript is spliced from 2 exons. The record is from RefSeq and is a predicted model, not a curated record. NCBI's taxonomy places the organism in Eukaryota, Metazoa, Arthropoda, Insecta, Hemiptera, Cicadellidae. The coding region runs from base 38 to 259 and encodes 73 amino acids.
UCUCCUAAGUUAUUCUACUCUCAUUUAUUGGAAGACGAUGGCAUCAUUGAGAAUUAUUGCAGUGUUCCUAGCAUUACUGGGGAGUUUUGUAAGUUUUGUCAGCUCUAACGCUGUUGAUCAGACGACUACUACUACUACUACUACUAGUGCUACUACUACUACUACUACUACUACAGAUGCAACUUGCGCUGCUUACGGUGAAAAGUGUUUGCCCGGGGGCUUAUCAUGCUGCAACCCAUGUGUCUGUUGUCGAUGUUAAACACUUAGUAGAUCUGGAACUCAAAAUCG